AUGUCUACUACCAUCAAGAAUGUUACCGUUGCUGGUGCCUCUGGCAGCAUUGGGGCUGCCAUCCUACACGCUCUCAAUGCUUCAGGUCACUUCAGCCUCACUGUUCUCAAACGCCACGGAUCAGACUUCAACCCGCCAGAGGGAGUGCGGAUCGUCAGUGCCGACUACUCCUCCCAGAAGUCUUUGACCACAGCCUUGAUUGGACAGGAUGCCAUUAUCUCCGCACUUGGACAUGCGGCACUUCUUGACCAAAUCACCCUGGCAGAUGCAGCUGUAAAGGCUGGAGUUACCCGCUUUAUUCCGUCCGAGUAUGGCUGCAACCUCAGCAAUGAAUUGGCACGGAAACUUCCCUCCUUCGCGGACAAGAUCAAGACACAGGAGCACCUCUUCCAACUUUCCCAAUCCACUCGUCUCUCAUAUACUAUUAUUUACUGCACGGCUUUGUUAGACUGGGGUUUGGAAUAUGAUUUUAUCCUCCGUAUCUCUGAUUGCAAGCCAAAAUUGUAUAACGGCGGCGAACAGCCCUUCAGCGCCACGUAUCUUUCCACGGUUGGUCAAGCUGUGGCAAGCAUCCUAGCCCAGCCCGAACAGACCAAGAACACCAUAGUUCGUGUUCAUGACAUGGUGAUAUCUCAGAAGCGCCUUCUACAACUCGCUCAGGAAGUGGCACCACACAAAAGCUGGGAACCACAGAAUGUUUCACUGGACGAAAUAACUGCAGCCGCCGAUGAAAGAAGGGAAAAGGGAUUGUUUGAUAUGGAAACAAUGAUGCCUUACCUGUUUCGUGGUAUUAUGGAUCCGAAGUAUGGGGGUCAACUGGCCGACGUUGACAAUGAGCUUCUGGGAAUAGUUCCCAAGACUGAAGAGGACGUUCGUCAAACCUUAAGGAAAUUAAUUGGGUAG
Fusarium sp. VM40 is the source of this 903-nucleotide messenger RNA. The record is from the annotation of a GenBank genome assembly. Lineage: Eukaryota; Fungi; Ascomycota; Sordariomycetes; Hypocreales; Nectriaceae.